Messenger RNA from Drosophila serrata, 619 nucleotides. It is a transcript of the gene Obp58c, whose product is annotated as Odorant-binding protein 58c. The record is from RefSeq and is a predicted model, not a curated record. Gene Ontology annotation, molecular function: odorant binding. Lineage: Eukaryota; Metazoa; Arthropoda; Insecta; Diptera; Drosophilidae.
AUGAAGUUUAUAAUUCUAGCCAGUUUUGCAUGCCUAAUAUGGUUCACCAGAGGCAUUAAAAUUGACUGUGAAAAUCCGGAGGCCAUUAAUGAGGAGCAUAUCCAUUACUGCUGCAAGCAUCCCGAAGGCCACAAUGACAUUAUCGAGAGCUGUGCCAAGGAAACGGAUUUUAUGCUGCCCAAUCAUAACGAGGAGGCACUGGUGGACAUCACCGCAGAUCGAGCCAUUCGUGGCACCUGCUUUGGCAAGUGUGUCUUUGGAAAACUAAACCUGAUGAAGGAUAACAACCUGGAUAUGGUGGCUGUUAAGAAAUAUUUCAAUGACAAGUUUGUCGACGAUCCGGAAUAUGCCAAGGAAAUGAUUAAUGGCUUUGAUCACUGCCAUGGCAAAAGUGAGGAGAACACCUCCAAGUUCCUGUCGAAGCCCCUGUUUAAGCAGAUGUCCAAGCACUUCUGUGAACCCAAGUCCAGUGUGGUUCUGGCCUGUGUGAUUCGUCAGUUUUUCCACAACUGUCCAGCAGACCGUUGGUCCAAGACCAAGGAGUGCGAGGACACUUUGGCCUUUAGCAAGAAGUGUCAGGACUCGCUGGCCACACUUUAGAUUUCAAUUUAAAAGGAUA